CAUUUUGUUUAUUAUUAAAUUUAAUCAGCAUGUUCAAGCUACAAGUGGUUGCCUUCUUAUUGAGUGUCAGUGAAGUUAUUAGUCAAUGUCCACCUUCCUCAGGUAUCUACCUGAGGUUACAAAAUGGUAACUGUUAUCCUAAUCGAUCAUUUAUUGCAGAUACUAUUAUCAGAUCAACUCCUCUAGAGUGUGUAUUACCUGAUGCUACUCUAAAUGAUGGACAAUGGAUUGGUCCUAAUGGAGCAGUUCCUUGUGACGGUGGUAGCAAUUCAAAUGCUCAAUGUACCACUGGCACUGGGCCCAGUGCUAACCUCAGUGUUUUCAUAAAUCCACCAAACUAUCUUGGGGCACCUGGUGAUGGCUGGUACAAGUGUUGUCUACCUACUAACUGUUCAGAUCCUAACACUAACAUCAUCUUUGCUAAUAUAUUCAGGUUUGCACAGAUAGAUUCAUUUGCUGUUGCUGAUCUUCCUUUUGAUAUGACAGUAUAUCCUCAGGAAUACAAACUGGAUUGUACUAAAAUUGGAUUCGAAUUCUCCUACGAUAUCAGGAUAGGUAUUGAUAAUACUGCGUUGGCUAGUUACACCGGAUGUAUUGAUGAUAGUGAUACUUGUCCCGGUACUGUGAUAGAUAGUAGUAUCUAUAAAAUAAGAUACACUGUUAGUAUUACAUGGGAUGGAAUGACUGUCAGUAGUGGAUCAGUCAGUCAGUCAACCACUGGAGAUCAAAUGUAUCAGUGUGUAGUGGCAGUUACUAAUCAACCAACUAGAAUACGUAAUAUGACUAUAAAAGCACCAGCAAUUGCUCCCUCUUCUCUUACUGAACAACUACAGAAGGCUGGUACAAGUGUUGUCUACCCACUGAUUGCUCUAAUUCUAACACUAACAUUAUCUUUGCUAAUAUAUUCAGAUAUGCAGAGAUAG
Molecule: messenger RNA, 923 nt
Organism: Amphimedon queenslandica
Lineage: Eukaryota; Metazoa; Porifera; Demospongiae; Haplosclerida; Niphatidae
Exons: 6
Coding region: 30-923 (297 amino acids)
Source: RefSeq, a predicted model, not a curated record